Molecule: messenger RNA, 986 nt
Organism: Cynara cardunculus var. scolymus (artichoke)
Lineage: Eukaryota; Viridiplantae; Streptophyta; Magnoliopsida; Asterales; Asteraceae
Product: phosphopantothenoylcysteine decarboxylase subunit VHS3-like
Exons: 3
Coding region: 177-800 (207 amino acids)
Source: RefSeq, a predicted model, not a curated record
CCUUUGUCCCGACCCGACACCCCCAAAAUAUUCCACAUCCCAACCCUAACCCAAGAUUCUUACUCUAGUUCCUUUUUACUUUGUCUUUUUUAACCAACAGUUGUUCCAAUCUCUCAGUAAACUGUUUUCACAAAAUCUUGGAUUUUUAAGUGGGUUCUACGUGUGGCUUUUUCACAAUGGAAGUAGUGAAAUCUUUCACCUCUGAUUUGGGUUUUUUGCAGAGAAAGAUGGCUUCUUUUCUUGCUGAAGCUUUGGUUUCUGAAACCCUAGUGGCUGCUCAUGCAUCCCUUGCUUUCCUUCUCAUGAUGGUAUAUACGGGACCUCUGCUUAAGGAUGUAGUUUCAUCUCCAACAUUGAAUGGAACUGAUCAGAGGUUUCUUUUCUCUGAGCUUCACAGGAGAAAUAAGACUGAACCUGAAGCCAAAGAUGGGAGUGAUGAUGAUGAUGAUGACGAUGAUGAUGGUGAUGAUGCAGAGGAGCCAGAUGAUGGUGGAGAUGAAGAUUUCUCAGGGGAGGAAGGGGAAGAGGAUGAUGAUGAUGAUGAUGACGAUGAUGAUGGUGAUGAUGCAGAGGAGCCAGAUGAUGGUGGAGAUGAAGAUUUCUCAGGGGAGGAAGGGGAAGAGGAUGAUGAUGAUGAUGAUGCAGAUCCUGAUGAGGUUCCCGAGACAAAUGGUAAUCAAGAUGAUGACGACGAUGAUGACGAUGAAGAUGGAAAUGACGAUGAUGACGAGGAAGAGGGGGAAGAAGAGGAGGAAGAUGAUGACGAGGAAGAACAACCACCGGCUAAGAAGAGAAAGUAAAAAAGUUGCAGGGCUUGGGUGAGUAUGUAGUAAGGAGGGUAAGCAUUUUAGGUUUGUCUUGUGAGGGUUUUCAGAGUGUAGGGUUUUAAGUAUCCAAAUCCUUUGUUUAGAAUGAUUAUCAUUUCAUGCUUUCUUGCCAUGGACAGAUUGGUAUGCAUAUAUUUCAUUCCUUGGGUUGAAUCUCUU